UUUUGUGGACGAUUUUAAACUACACGCGUUUGCAGUCACUGCUGCCUUCGUGUGUGUAAUCUGUAAACACAGCUUCAGCCAGUGGACUCCUGUUCUUCCUCAACCGAACAUGGUAACCGUGAAAACAGUCAAUAAAAGCUCAAACGCGCUGUAAAGGUGGUUGCCAGUGUUAGCUGUGAGUGCAGAAAGCAGGAAGAAACCAGAUGUCGACAGAAAAACCAACCCCCAUCUUGAACACUCAACGUUUGCUCACCCCACCCUCACACACACUCACUCUGCACCUUCCAUGGAGUUACACAGCUGUGAAAGGUCUUUACAGGAGACAUAAAAGUGGAAUUAUGAGCUCUGAACGUGGGAUGUUGUCACUCGUCACCCUGCUGUGUAUUUCAGGUAGGAUUAUUCUGCUUCUGCUGAACAGCUGUGACUGUACCAGGAGUUAUCCUGCUGUGUUGUUCUUUACUAACAAACCUAGAUAAGACUAAAUUAAUGGAAUUAAUGCCAGGCGACCACUUGCAGCUGUGUGGAGUUCAGCUCCCAGCCACCCUCACCUUUGAAGUGCUUACUUCAACAGUGAGAGCACGUGAAGAAUCAUAUACAGCUGCAAGUGGCCGCUUGGCAUUGCGACUGGCUUCUUUUUCUCUGCUGGUUCAGGUUCUCAACAUUUGCUGCAGUGUCCCCUCUUCCUGCACUGCCAGCAUACCAGUUGCUCCACUGUUACUUGCUCGGGGUCUGCUUGGUACACCAUCUCCUCCUUGAGCUACUCAGCAGCAUUACACUGUGUUGCUCCCCAUGGCAGAUCGACUGACCCGUGUGGUGAACUGCAUGUGCUGUCUCCGCUCCUUUGGCAGCAGCAUGUUCAGGAAGUGCUUCAAUGCUAAUUCAUCCUGCACAGCUUUCUUGAACAUUGGUUAUGCCUGCCGAACCAUCGUACUCUGCCCUCCCUUUAGCCUGACCUCUCCAAGAAGCAGCCGUCGGCACCUGCCCGGAGCAUCACUGGGGAGCUGCAGUCAACACCACUAAACCUUAAUGUUGUUCAGACAGCAGUUCCACAAGCCCCUGUAGUGCUUUCCUCUCCAGUGUUAAACACAGCUGUGUCACAGUGACUGCUGCCAGGCAACAACUUGCAGCUGUGUGGAGUUCGGCCCACAGGUGCCUUUGUGGUAAGUAGAGUCGCAGCGUCUCUCUGACCACUCUAGCUGGGCUCAGAUGCUGAGCCUUGCCCUGCUGUUUCCUUCAGUGCCUUCCCCUGCCAAUCUAGCUGGACCUAUCAAGGAGGGUCUAUGCACUAUGGACUCUGACCUCUUUGCCAUCUGCCUUUAAGUUUGUUGAUGUACUGCUUGGUGGCUGUAUCCCAUUUCUGACCACUGUUUUUAGAAGGAGACAUUGGCUGUACAAGCAAAUGCUUUUUUUAUUGCACAGGCACGACAUAAUCUACAGUGAUAAUUUAGCAUACUAGAUUAAACUGUAGGCUGAAAAAAGCGAAAUAAUGGCAUUAAUUAAAAACAAAUAAAAAAAAUACAGAGAAAUGGUAAUUACACUUAAAUAUGGUUGUGUUGAAUGUAUGUUGUUGAAUAAAGGAGGAGACUGAGCUAAAGACGGUGGUGUCGUAAUGCAAAAUGCUCAGACACUUGCGAAUCUCUGCUGUGCUACUCAACAGCGCAACAGUGUCUCUGCUUAGUCAUUUACUUUCCUAGUAAAUGUUUGCCUUAUCCUGUAUUCUGUUAUCCUGUAGACCAUGCUGCCAUGACUUCCCAAACAUCAGGAAAUAUAACAGAACCGGUGACCCUCAUAUUACUGGCAGUCCAACCCAAAAAAUGGCCGCCGUCAGCCUCAGCAGGUUGCGUUUUCAGAAGCGCUUCAUAUUAUUGCUGUCCAUAACCUUCAUUGUGUCUGCCACUGUUUUUGUGUCCAAAGUGUGGUUCAGCAAUUUCGCCAAGUUUACCACACUUAAAAAAGUCAGAAAUCGAACAGUAAUAAAUAUGGCCUGUCUCACGAGACACGACAGAACAAUCAAACAACUGAUGUCCGAUGCCAAACACACCACAAACAGACAUAACGUGACGGACAUGCUCAGUAUGGAGUCCAUGACGGCUGUUCCAGUGAAAGAAGCGUCAUCCAUCUGUUACCAUGAAGCGUAUCCACACAACUACCGCUUCAUCAUAGACGAGCCCCAUAAGUGUGAACAAGAGAACCCGUUUCUGGUCCUCAUGGUUCCAGUGGCUCCGCAUGAACUGGAGGCGCGCAACGCCAUCCGGAGAACAUGGGGUAAUGAGAGCGUGGUCCAAAACAAAAACAUCACGGUGGUCUUCUCGCUGGGUCUGCCUGGGAUUGAGGCUGAGAAACAACAGGAGGAACUAAGGCUGGAAAACCAGCUGUACCAUGAUCUCAUCCAGAGCGACUUCAUGGACUCAUACCUCAACUUGACGAUAAAGACCAUGGUAAUCAUGGACUGGCUGGCCACACGUUGCCCACAGGCAUCCUACGCCAUGAAGAUCGACUCUGACAUGUUCUUGAAUCUGGAGAACUUGAUGAGCUUGUUGCUGAGACCUGAUACUCCUAAAGAAGACUAUAUUACAGGAAAGGUUAUGUGGAAUGUACCGGUCAUCCGGGACAAGAACUCCAAGUGGUAUGUGCCAGAGGAAUUAUAUGAUGAAGACUACUACCCAACAUACCUGCUGGGGAUGGGUUAUGUCUUCUCCAAUGACCUUUCAGGGAAGAUUGUUAAGGUUUCAAAAGAAAUUAAGCCGUUUAACAUAGAGGAUGCAUACGUGGGUGCCUGUGUGGAACGAAUAGGAAUUUCACCUUCAGACCCUCCCAAUCCCUCCCAGUUUAAGGACUAUUUUAGCGGUAGGUAUAAACGAAAAGAGUUUGCCAGUGUGAUCACCACCAUCCUUCACUCCCCACAGCAGCUGAUCACAUUCUGGCAGGACCUAAAGGGCCCACAUGAACGACUUGGAGUUGAAAGACUCAUAACUGAUGAUAUUUGGGAUAUAUUUGGCUGACAUUUUCUUGCAUUGCUUUUGCAGUAGCUAUAUGGCAGAAGUCCUCUAUCUUCACAGUUUAAUCAGAACUGAAAAAAAGCUGCUUGCAUAGCUAUUUAGUCCCUUCAGACUAGUACUUGAUAGAACCACCUUCUGCUGCAAUAACAGCUUCCGACCAGCUUUGCACCCUGUUUGGGAAAGAUUUUCACCCGUUCUUCUUGGUAGAUUUGCUUCUUGUUAUUCGGGUUUGUUGGAUGGUCCAUGUGGAUGACAAUUUACUGAUAGUGCCAUAGAUUUGUGAUUCGAUUGGACUUGGUCCAAAACAGGGUGUGUCAAAAGUCACAGGACACUGUUUUAUUUUAUUUUUUAUUCUGUCACAAGCCUCAGUGGUGCUGUGCUGAAGGUGGUGUUUGUUGUGGAUUUUCUCAGCAUACACAAUUUGUUUGAGAUGACCCCAGAGAUAAAAGUUGAUAAUAAAAUAAAAUAAAACGGUGCCCUGUAGAACAUUCACCUGUUUUGUUGCUCAGCUACUCCUGCAUUGUUUUGUCUUUAUGCUUUGGAUCACUGUCCUGCUGAAAGGUCUGGCAGGUAUCUCUUUGUAUUUUGCACCAUUUGUACUUCAGUUUUAAUAAGAUGCCCAGUCCCCACUGAGGAAAAGCAUCUCCACCAACAUGAGGCUCCUCACAACAUUAUGCUGAUGGUGUUUGUUGGGCACUGAACAGUGUUAGGUUUGCACCACACAUAAAACUUUGAAUCUUGGCCAUACAUACACAAAACAUUAUCCCACAUGUCCAGACAUGUUAUGAUUUCUUCUACCCACCCUCUUAUACAGGCCAAUUAUAUGCAGGGCUCUUGAUGUUGUUUCCUGGUGCACCUUCACUCCAGUCUCAGCCACUGAGCUCUGUAGCUCUUUCAGAGUGAGUGUUGCCGUCUCUGUGGCGUCUGUUACAGACUCCCCCUCCUGCUUUCUUGCUAAGUUUUGAGAGACAGCCUUGUCCAGGCAGUGUCUGGGUGAUAUGAUGCAGCUUCCAUUUGCUCAUAGUUAAUUGACCAGUUCUCAAAAUGAUCCAGACACUUGGAUUUUAUUUUGUGACUGUCAGAUUCACAGUUUAAUAAAUCAGACUUGAGCUAAGGGGGUCCUUUAUCCAGUAAAGGUGAACUUUCUAAAUAAUUCACAAGCAGAGGCCACUUGUAAGCAUCUUGUGUCCUCAUAUGGAAAUGAUGAGCUUCCACAUCACAGGGGCUGAAUAUUUAUGCAAGCAGCAUUUUUUAUAUACACUGCUCAAAAAAUAAAGGGAACACUCAAAUAACACAUCCUAGAUCUGAAUGAAUGAAAUAUUCUCAUUGAAUACUUUGUUCUGUACAAAGUUGAAUGUGCUGACAACAAAAU
Messenger RNA from Pygocentrus nattereri (red-bellied piranha), 4371 nucleotides. Its product is annotated as beta-1,3-galactosyltransferase 1-like. Gene Ontology annotation, cellular component: membrane. The transcript has 3 exons. The coding region runs from base 1698 to 3002 and encodes 434 amino acids. Gene Ontology annotation, molecular function: N-acetyl-beta-D-glucosaminide beta-(1,3)-galactosyltransferase activity. Lineage: Eukaryota; Metazoa; Chordata; Actinopteri; Characiformes; Serrasalmidae. The record is from RefSeq and is a predicted model, not a curated record.